Messenger RNA from Fusarium mangiferae, 1431 nucleotides. RefSeq lists its product as uncharacterized. The record is from RefSeq and is a predicted model, not a curated record. The coding region runs from base 1 to 1431 and encodes 476 amino acids. The transcript is spliced from 2 exons. NCBI's taxonomy places the organism in Eukaryota, Fungi, Ascomycota, Sordariomycetes, Hypocreales, Nectriaceae. Gene Ontology annotation, cellular component: cytoplasm. Gene Ontology annotation, molecular function: oxidoreductase activity.
AUGUCACUGGACUCGGGCACUCAAUUCACUUCCAAUGCCCUGGAGAAGGCCAUGGAUCAUGACAGGCCUGCUUUGUCCCCAGCGAGCUUCCCACUGACACCCAACGACGCCAAGUGCUAUUGGAUCGAGAACUUCCCCUUUAGCUUGGACGACCGUUUUGCGUCAGCUCCUCUACCAGAAGAGGUCGAUGUUGCCAUUAUCGGUUCUGGCAUCACCGGCGCCGCAGCUGCAUACAGAUUUUCUCAGAAACGGCCCGAACUGCGUGUAGCCGUCCUUGAAGCUCGCAGUCUCUGCUCUGGCGCGACAGGCCGUAAUGGUGGCCAUAUUGGACGCCCAGAAGUCUAUGACUAUCGCGAGCUAGCAAGGACCUUCGGUACCGAGGAUGCCCUGCGUAUGAGAAAGAUGGUGCUCAGAAACAGAGACAUGAUGAUUGAGUGUAUUUCUCAGCUCGGUGCUGCAGAAAAGGUCGAUCUUCGUCUCAAUGGCACUAUGGUCGUCUUCGCAAACCAAGAGGAGCGCCAAAAGUUUGAAGACGAUCUGGAUUACGCCCGUGAGCAAGGGUACGAGGAGGAAUGCUGCAUUUUGAGCCCAGAGGAAAUCCUGCAGAAAAUCUCCAUUGCCCCUGAAGCGGCUCAACAUGGUGCCGCAUAUCUUGAGAACUGUGGCACCAUGUACCCCAGGAAGUUCGUCAAUGUGCUCUUCGAGACCGCGCUGGAAAGAAUGCCAGCCCUCUCACUGCACCCCAAUACGCCCGUCUCCCAAGUUUCUUACAUCACAAAAGACCCAACCCGGCAUUACCGAAUCAAAACCAGCACUGGAAAAGUUGUCAAUGCCAAGGCCGUCCUCCAUGCGACCAAUGGCUACGCAAACAGCCUCUUGCCCGCUCUAAGGGGGAAGAAGGGCGUUGUGGGCUGCAUGGCUCACAUGCUCGGCGUACAACCGCCAAAGAUUGCCGGUACACAGCUUCACCAAGGGUUUGGAUACGCUGACUUUUGGCACUGGAUUCAACAGGCACCGCAGGAAGGCCCAUUUUUGUAUGGCCUUGCUACUGCGGAGCGUAUGAACUACUACAACGACUCCCAGACUAUCCCUGAUGAUGACCCGGUGAAGAAGGAGAUGCUACGAUUCCUCAAACAGACAUUCGGCAAAUGGUUCCCAGGAACUGAAGUGGAGCCAUGCGUCAAGUAUGACUGGACAGGUAUCCAAGGAUUCACUGUAGAUGGUGCAAGUAUUGUUGGUCGGCCGAACAAGGAUAGCUUGGGAGAAUUCGUAUCUGUGGGACACAACGGUGAGGGGAUGACGAGGUGUUUCGCUUGCUCAACUGUCGUAACGGACAUGAUGCUCUCUUUCUUGAGUGGAGAAAAGGGGUUCCAGAUUCCUGAAUGGUUCCCCAGGGCAUUCGUGAGAGAUCUGAAAAGUCGGAAAGCUUGA